This is a messenger RNA of Rhizophagus irregularis DAOM 181602=DAOM 197198, 1706 nucleotides long. RefSeq lists its product as uncharacterized. The record is from RefSeq and is a predicted model, not a curated record. Gene Ontology annotation, biological process: secondary metabolic process. Lineage: Eukaryota; Fungi; Glomeromycota; Glomeromycetes; Glomerales; Glomeraceae. Gene Ontology annotation, molecular function: CoA-ligase activity.
AAAAAAAAUAUGGUUAUACUUAGAUCAAAAAUUCCAGAUAUUGAUAUUCCUACAGUUGGAAUUUAUCAAUUUAUUUUUCCAGAUGAAAAAAAUGUUUCUGAUGAUAAAGAUGAUAAAACUGUAUUUAUUGAUGGUUUAACUGAUAAAAAAUUAACUUUAAAUGAAUUAAAAUCAAAUUCAAAAAAAUUUGCCGCCGGUUUACAAGAUAAAAUUAAUUUUAAACGUGGUGAUGUUUUAUCUAUAUUUUCUCCUAAUCAGGUUGAUUAUGUGACCGUUAUUUUUGGUACAAUUGCCGCAGGUGGAGUAGUAUCUCCUGCCAAUCCAACGUAUACUGUUGAAGAAUAUACUUUUCAACUAAAAGAUUCUGGAUCAUCCGUAAUUGUAACGCAUCCAUUAUUUCUCCAAGUUGCGGUAAAAGCUGCCACCGCAGCAAAAAUUCCUGAAUCAAAUAUAUUCCUUUUUGGUGAUGAAAAAAUAAAUGAAAUUUUACCUUAUACUAGUUUAUUUGGUGAUCGUGAAGCUAUUCCCUUGGAAUAUACCCCUGAAGAAGUUAAAAAUACAACUGCUUAUAUAUGUUACAGUUCUGGUACUUCUGGUAAACAAAAAGGUGUUGAAACCACUCAUUAUAAUGUGGUCGCUAAUGUACUACAGAUUUCAAAAGUUGAAAUAGAAACUAAUUCUGAUAUGGUUUAUGUUGGCGUAUUGCCAUUCUAUCAUAUUUAUGCAUUGACUGUUAAUAUGCAUUUUACUCUCUACUUCAGAGCUUCAUGUGUUGUUAUUUCUAAAUUCGAUUUCGAACCAUUUUGUCGUAUAAUUCAAGAUUAUAAAGUUACAAUAACUCAUAUCGUUCCACCAAUUAUACUUGCAUUAGUUAAAAAUCCUAAAGCAAAAGAAUAUGAUUUUUCAAGUUUACAAUUAGUUAUUAGUGGUGCUGCUCCAUUAAGUAAAGAAUUAAGUGAAAGUUUUUAUAAAGAACAUAAAAUUAAAAUUAAGCAAGGUUACGGUUUAACUGAAACUUCACCCGUAGCUCUUCUUGGUUAUACUAAUGAUUCUACUCCUGGUUGUUGUGGGAUACUUCUUCCAAAUCUCGAAUGUAAAUUAAUUAAUGAAGAUGGUCAAGAAGUAGGAUAUAAUACGCCAGGUGAACUUUGCCUUCGUGGACCCAAUAUUAUGAAAGGAUAUUUAAAUAAUAAACAAGCAACUGAUGAAUCUAUCGAUAAAGAUGGAUUUUUUCACACAGGAGAUAUUGUUAAAGUUGAUGAAAAUGGUUACUUUUAUGUUGUUGAUCGUGUUAAAGAAUUAAUUAAAUAUAAGGGAUUUCAAGUCGCUCCAGCAGAAUUAGAAGCAAUUUUGAUUACUCACCCUGCAAUAUCUGAUGCUGCUGUAAUUGGUGUAUAUUCCGAAGAAGAUGCAACCGAAUAUCCUGUUGCUUAUGUUGUAACUAAACAAAAAAGUCAACGUACUAAUGAAUUUUCUGGAGAAAUUAGAAAAUUUGUUGAUAAUCAAGUAGCCCCUCAUAAAAAAUUAAGAGGUGGCGUAAUUUAUAUUGAUCAAAUACCAAAAAGUGCUGCCGGUAAAAUUUUAAGAAAAAAAUUAAGAGAAAAUCAUCAAAAUUAACGAAACAAAUUAGAACUUGUUUCAUGAGAAAAAUAUUACCAAGUUUUUUAAUCAUUAUACUCUAUAUAUAUAUAUUUUAAUAAAAAAAA